Molecule: messenger RNA, 1283 nt
Organism: Notechis scutatus (mainland tiger snake)
Lineage: Eukaryota; Metazoa; Chordata; Lepidosauria; Squamata; Elapidae
Source: RefSeq, a predicted model, not a curated record
UGAGAAUUGCAGGCCAUUAUGAAAAGACCUCCUUGCAACUUGCUGCUGGCUUCCAAAAACCUAAAUCACUGGGGAACCCAGCAGGAAGAUGCAAGUCCAAGGCGAUUCGCAAGCAGACUGUCAGGCAGACAGAUGAACUUGCUGUAUGUUGGGGACAAUCAACUCAAAGAGAUGAACAGAUACCAUUGUCCUCUGAUGUAUCACACUAUGAUCUCCAGGUGGAGAUAGGAAAAGGAUGCAACAGCUUAACCUCAAUCUACCUCGCCCGUCAUAUCCCAACAGGAACACUAGUGGCUGUAAGAAUUACAGAUCUGGAAAGAUGUUCUGAAGAACUCUUAAAAGCUUUACAAAAUGAGGUGAUAUUAUCCCACUUUUUCCGACAUCCACAUAUCUUGACUUUUUGGGCAGUGUUUACUGCUGGAAGAUGGCUUUGGGUUAUUUCUCCUUUUAUGGCUUACAAUUCAGCCAGUUGUCUCUUGAGGACUUACUUCCCUGAAGGCAUGAGUGAAGCUUUGAUAGGAAAUAUCCUCUUUGGUGCAAUUAGUGGAUUGAACUAUAUGCAUCAACAUGGUUAUAUUCACAGAAGUAUUAAAGCUAGCCACAUAUUGAUUUCAGGGGAUGGCCUAGUUUAUUUGUCGGGCUUAAAUCACCUCUAUAGUUUAGUCAACAGUGGACAACAGUUAAAAGCUGUGUAUGACUUCCCCCAGUUCAGUACAUCUAUGCUUCCUUGGCUGAGUCCUGAACUACUAAGGCAGGAUACGCAUGGAUAUAAUGUGAAAUCUGACAUCUAUAGUGUGGGCAUUACAGCUUGUGAACUAGCUAAUGGGCAUGUACCUUUUCAGGAAAUGCCUCGCACACAGAUGCUGCUGCAAAAACUUAAAGGUCCAUCUUACUGUCCUUGGGCUAUAAACACUUUUUCAUGUGGAGAAUCUAGGAUAAAAAAUUCUCAGUCGGGAAUUGAUUCUGGAAUUGGGGAAAGCAUGACACGCACGAUGACAAGUGAGAGACUACAGACUCCAUCUAAAACUUUCUCUCCUGCUUUCCAUAAUUUGAUAGAAUUGUGUUUGCAUCAGGACCCAGAACAAAGGCCAUCAGCAAGAGGCCUUCUGUCACAUGCUUUUUUCAAGCAGGUGAAAGAAGAAACAAAGGGUUCAUUACUUUCACUCUUGCCUCCUACCAUCCAACAUAGUCAGUCACAAAUACCAAUGGUGCAUUCAGCUGCUAUCUGGAAUAAAUCUGAAUGUAGGUUGCCAAAUGAGAAAAAGAUAUACUGGGAAUUUUAG